AUGCACAGCAAUGGGCGAGCCCAAGACGAGCCCAAGGACGACGUGUUUGCUGAAGCUGCAGCCGCCACUAUCACUCCCUCCUCCGCCUAUGUCAACGCAGCGGCGGCGACUCAUCAGCUCGCCACCACUCAGUCAGUCCCUGGCCUGCCUUCCGCCUCUGCCUCCCUUUCAGCUGCAGCCGCCACUAUCUCUCCCUCCUCCGCCUAUGUCAUCGCAGCGGCGACUCAUCAGCUCGCCGCCUCUAACUCAAUCCCUGGCCUGACCUCCGCCUCUGCCUCCCCUUCAGCUGCAGCCGCCAGUAUCACUCCCUCCUCCGCCUAUGUCAAUACAGCGGCGACUCAUCAGCUCGCCGCCUCUCACUCAAUCCCUGGCCUGCCCUCCGCCUCUGCCUCCCUUUCAGCUGCAGCCGCCACUAUCUCUCCCUCCUCCGCCUAUGUCAUCGUGGCGACUCAUCAGCUCGCCGCCUCUCACACAAUCCCUGGCCUGCCCACCGCCUCUGCCUCCCCUUCAGCUGCAAGCGCCACUAACUCUCCCUCCUCCGCCUAUGUCAACGCAGCGGCGGCGACUCAUCAGCUUGCUACCCGGAUCUCUCCCUCCGUUGCCUAUGUGCACGUCUCGGUUCCUGGCCAGUCCAGGCCCGCCGUUGCACCUGGAUCGACCUCCCUGCCACCUGCUCCCAGUGCACUCUCACCCUCGCCCUCCUAUAUCAAUCCUGGAUUGCACCCAACCAACUCAGGUCAGCCUGGCUCCGGCCUCAUCCCACCAGCCUCUGCACCCCCUGCUGCCGCAGUGGCGCCCCCUACUACACAAUUGCAGCCGUCUGGACUCCCAUGGGCACUCCGUGCCGCUUUUAGCCGUGCUGUGGCAAAGGCCCACAUCAGACGACAGGCCAUCGACUGCUCUGCAAUGUCGCUACGGCAACACGGGUGGUACAAUAACGUCAUCACGGCGUUAGAUGCUUUCCCGGAUGUGAACGGGGACCUUAAGCAAGCAAGGCCAGCCAAGGCAGAGCCCAACAGUCCCCAGUGUACCCUCUUUCCCUCCCUGUUUUCCCCUCCCCACCCCAGCAGCAAGCAAGGCCAGCCAAGGCAGAGCCCAACAGUCCCCAGUGUACCCUCUUUCCCUCCCUGUUUUCCCCUCCCCACCCCAGCAGCAAGCAAGGCCAGCCAAGGCAGAGCCCAACAGUCCCCAGUGUACCUUCUUUCCCUCCCUGUUUUCCCCUCCCCACCCCAGCAGCAAGCAAGGCCAGCCAAGGCAGAGCCCAACAGUCCCCAGUGUACCCUCUUUCCCUCCCUGUUUUCCCCUCCCCACCCCAGCAGCAAGCAAGGCCAGCCAAGGCAGAACCCAACAGUCCCCAGUGUACCCUCUUUCCCUCCCUGUUUUCCCCUCCCCACCCCAGCAGCAAGCAAGGCCAGCCAAGGCAGAGCCCAACAGUCCCCAGUGUACCCUCUUUCCCUCCCUGUUUUCCCCUCCCCACCCCAGCAGCAAGCAAGGCCAGCCAAGGCAGAGCCCAACAGUCCCCAGUGUACCCUCUUUCCCUCCCUGUUUUCCCCUCCCCACCCCAGCAGCAAGCAAGGCCAGCCAAGGCAGAGCCCAACAGUCCCCAGUGUACCCUCUUUCCCUCCCUGUUUUCCCCUCCCCACCCCAGCAGCAAGCAAGGCCAGCCAAGGCAGAGCCCAACAGUCCCCAGUGUACCCUCUUUCCCUCCCUGUUUUCCCCUCCCCACCCCAGCAGCACGCAAGGCCAGCCAAGGCAGAGCCCAACAGUCUCCAGUGUACCCUCUUUCCCUCCCUGUUUUCCCCUCCCCAACCCAGCAGCAAGCAAGGCCAGCCAAGGCAGAGCCCAACAGUCCCCAGUGUACCCUCUUUCCCUCCCUGUUUUUCCCUCCCCACCCCAGCAGCAAGCAAGGCCAGCCAAGGCAGAGCCCAACAGUCCCCAGUGUACCCUCUCUCCCUCCCUGUUUUCCCCUCCCCACCCCAGCAGCAAGCAAGGCCAGCCAAGGCAGAGCCCAACAGUCCCCAGUGUACCCUCUUUCCCUCCCUGUUUUCCCCUCCCCACCCCAGCAGCAAGCAAGGCCAGCCAAGGCAGAGCCCAACAGUCCCCAGUGUACCCUCUUUCCCUCCCUGUUCUCCCUUCCCCACCCCAGCAGCAAGCAAGGCCAGCCAAGGCAGAGCCCAACAGUCCCCAGUGUACCCUCUUUCCCUCCCUGUUUUCCCCUCCCCACCCCAGCAGCAAGCAAGGCCAGCCAAGGCAGAGCCCAACAGUCCCCAGUGUACCCUCUUUCCCUCCCUGUUUUCCCCUCCCCACCCCAGCAGCAAGCAAGGCCAGCCAAGGCAGAGCCCAACAGUCCCCAGUGUACCCUCUCUCCCUCCCUGUUUUCCCCUCCCCACCCCAGCAGCAAGCAAGGCCAGCCAAGGCAGAGCCCAACAGUCCCCAGUGUACCCUCUCUCCCUCCCUGUUUUCCCCUCCCCACCCCAGCAGCAAGCAAGGCCAGCCAAGGCAGAGCCCAACAGUCCCCAGUGUACCCUCUUUCCCUCCCUGUUUUCCCCUCCCCACCCCAGCAGCAAGCAAGGCCAGCCAAGGCAGAGCCCAACAGUCCCCAGUGUACCCUCUUUCCCUCCCUGUUCUCCCUUCCCCACCCCAGCAGCAAGCAAGGCCAGCCAAGGCAGAGCCCAACAGUCCCCAGUGUACCCUCUUUCCCUCCCUGUUUUCCCCUCCCCACCCCAGCAGCAAGCAAGGCCAGCCAAGGCAGAGCCCAACAGUCCCCAGUGUACCCUCUUUCCCUCCCUGUUUUCCCCUCCCCACCCCAGCAGCAAGCAAGGCCAGCCAAGGCAGAGCCCAACAGUCCCCAGUGUACCCUCUCUCCCUCCCUGUUUUCCCCUCCCCACCCCAGCAGCAAGCAAGGCCAGCCAAGGCAGAGCCCAACAGUCCCCAGUGUACCCUCUCUCCCUCCCUGUUUUCCCCUCCCCACCCCAGCAGCAAGCAAGGCCAGCCAAGGCAGAGCCCAACAGUCCCCAGUGUACCCUCUUUCCCUCCCUGUUUUCCCCUCCCCACCCCAGCAGCAAGCAAGGCCAGCCAAGGCAGAGCCCAACAGUCCCCAGUGUACCCUCUUUCCCUCCCUGUUAUCCCCUCCCCACCCCAGCAGCAAGCAAAGCCAGCCAAGGCAGAGCCCAACAGUCCCCAGUGUACCCUCUUUCCCUCCCUUUUUUCCCCUCCCCACCCCAGCGGCAAGCAAGGCCAGCCAAGGCAGAGCCCAACAGUCCCCAGUGUACCCUCUUUCCCUCCCUGUUUUCCCCUCCCCACCCCAGCACCAAGCAAGGCCAGCCAAGGCAGAGCCCAACAGUCCCCAGUGUACCCUCUUUCCCUCCCUGUUUUCCCCUCCCCACCCCAGCAGCAAGCAAGGCCAGCCAAGGCAGAGUCCAGCAGUCCCCAGUGUACCCUCUUUCCCUCCCUGUUUUCCCCUCCCCACCCCAGCAGCAAGCAAGGCCAACCAAGGCAGAGCCCAACAGUCCCCAGUGUACCCUCUUUCCCUCCCUGUUUUCCCCUCCCCACCCCAGCAGCAAGCAAGGCCAGCCAAGGCAGAGCCCAACAGUCCCCAGUGUACCCUCUUUCCCUCCCUGUUAUCCCCUCCCCACCCCAGCAGCAAGCAAAGCCAGCCAAGGCAGAGCCCAACAGUCCCCAGUGUACCCUCUUUCCCUCCCUGUUUUCCCCUCCCUACCCCAGCGGCAAGCAAGGCCAGCCAAGGCAGAGCCCAAAAGUCCCCAGUGUACCCUCUUUCCCUCCCUGUUUUCCCCUCCCCACCCCAGCACCAAGCAAGGCCAGCCAAGGCAGAGCCCAACAGUCCCCAGUGUACCCUCUUUCCCUCCCUGUUUUCCCCUCCCCACCCCAGCAGCAAGCAAGGCCAGCCAAGGCAGAGUCCAGCAGUCCCCAGUGUACCCUCUUUCCCUCCCUGUUUUCCCCUCCCCACCCCAGCAGCAAGCAAGGCCAACCAAGGCAGAGCCCAACAGUCCCCAGUGUACCCUCUUUCCCUCCCUGUUUUCCCCUCCCCACCCCAGCAGCAAGCAAGGCCAGCCAAGGCAGAGCCCAACAGUCCACAGUGUACCCUCUUUCCUUCCCUGUUUUCCCCUCCCCACCCCAGCAGCAAGCAAGGCCAGCCAAUGUUAA
Closterium sp. NIES-65 is the source of this 4164-nucleotide messenger RNA. The record is from the annotation of a GenBank genome assembly. Lineage: Eukaryota; Viridiplantae; Streptophyta; Zygnematophyceae; Desmidiales; Closteriaceae.